AUGCCCUCGAGCCCCACGUGGAUCCAUCAGAUACUACCUGACCACCAACGACGUCGAGCGUCCUCGACUGCUUCUCAGAAUGGCGCUGCUCGAGCCGCGCUGCCGUCAGCGCCGCCAACAACCAGACCCUUCGCAGGCCGCAGAAGCCUGCUCCGCCAGCUGCUUGGCAAGUCGACGUCGAAGCGCAGUGAGCCAAAGGCCAUCUCGCUCGAAGCCGGUGCUACUCAUGCCCCGGUAACCCACGGCGAUGCCCAUGUCAUUUGCGACGCUAGCAACCUCAGGGGAAGCCUGCCGCAGGCGCAACUGGAGCCAAGCCCUCAUGCUCGCGAUCGCGACCAAAGCGAGGCCGCCGCCGCAGCGCGACCGAGACGUCCGCAGACGUCGGAUGGCAUCGCGAGGCCUUCCAAGCCCCAGCAGCCCGCAACCCCGCUUCGACGCCAGAGCGGCAAGCAGGCGCGGCUCGUUUGGCACGACGGGCCCAACGGACCAGAGUUGGUGCAAGACUCGCCACCCCGGAAAGGCUCGCGCGCCGCGCCCAGAGCCUCGACGUCUCCAAGGCCCGCUGCCGCCCAAACUCCAGUGUCUGGAGCCAACACGCCGGACAUGGCCACCUCGAGCUCCGAGAUGAGGAUGAGCGCCGAGAGCCAGAGCUCCAUCAGCUGCAGCCGACGUGCCCACAACCCAUCAGCCAUGACCAUGCCCUCACCAGUUCCGAGGCCAAGGCAGCGCUCUGAGCACGAAGUUCUGGAAAGGCCGGCGCUCGGUUUGACGGAGCGAGGCAGCCCCCGUGCACCCCUGGACAAGGCUCCCGUCCUACCAGACAGCAGCGACAGCCGGAGCGACAGAGUUGCCGAGUCUGCAGAUGGGCAUUGGACCACGUCCAUGGGCUCUUCCGCCUAUUCGUCCCAGCUGCACCUCGACGUCGAUGCAGCAUCAGGAGCAGGAGGUGCCUCGUUCGCAGAAUCUCGUUCAACGGUCACUGGACAGCCUCAUCUGCCUUUCGUCCCAGCACCGGGACCUCCAGCAGCAUGCCGCCUUCUCGAUGACGACGCGCAAACGACAGAGCCGAAUCGUCACGAAACCCCUGCGGCCCAGCUAGCUCCCUCGUCCGGCUUCUCCGAGGAUCAGCCUCAAGCUGACAGCGUUGAAGACAAGAUCGCACAGUCCUCUGGCAUGGUCGACGGACUGGGUAUCGCUGCUUCACCAUCUCCGCGGUCAUCCACGUCACACCUCGCUUCAGUUCCGAGCCCGUUCGCGACCACGGCCCGCGUCACGUUCGGCCAGAACGAACAUGUCGACGACUCGGACGUGGCAGCGAGCCCGGCUUCGAGACCCUCAUCCAUCAUUUCAGAGGCCACUCCGCGCAGGAUCUCGUUUGCGCCCUCGGUCCGAAGCCGCAACCGGCCCGCUCCCAAAGGCAUCGCGCCACUGCUCUUGAGGCCUGACGCAUCUGCCUCGGAUUCAGUGGCGGCGACGCCAGCAGAGCGAGAAUCAACAGACAGGAUCGCCGGUCCUGAGGCGAGACGGCCCGGCAGAGAGCGUCGGAAGAGGCCCUCGACCGCUCCGGCCGCACUAGACGGCGAUGCUCGCACCGGCGCCGCUUUCGGCCGAUCCUACACCUCGGACGACGGCACGACGACGACGGACAGCGACAACGACUCGGAGGGCGAGGAGCCAAGCUUCCGCACGCUGCGACGCCUGUGGGUCAAGGCCAGGAAAGCAUCGCCGUCCGAAGAAGAGGCUGAGGAGCUUCGAUGCCCAAACCGUUCGUCUGGCGAAGAAAGCGUCGGCGAGGGCGCUGACGAGUCGAACCCCGCCGCUGUCGCUGCGGACGAGGCUGAGUCUGUAGCUCAGGCCGACGCGAUCCACGACGAUGAUCAAGAAGUCGCCGACGCUGCCGAGUCCGCCCAGCGUCGCGAUCCGGAACUCGUCUUCUAUCCCGGCACUCUGAUCCUCGUGCGGGAUGGCGUCUCGCUGGACGACACGGACGGUUCGAUCACGGUCGAUGGCGAGCAAUCGCAGAGCCAGGCAGGAAAGACCAGCGCCAGCGCGGCAGAGGCCGACGCCGAGGCUCCUCGACGACGCAGCGGCCUCUUCAGCCCCAAGCUAUGGGCUUUCAGGCAACGCAAGGCAGACGUGGAUACCGAAGUCGUGGAUUCAUCUCAGUCGUCGUCGCCGGCGGCGCCGGUGCCCCCAGCACCGGACGUCGAGGCGCGCGAGGCAAACGACAUGCAGGGAAUGCCGGGGAUUGAGGCGCCGCCGACCGACUCAGACGCGACCAUCGCAGAGCCAUCGAUCGAGGAGCAGCCGCCUCCCUUGAAGCUACCGCCGGCCUCGCCUGCUGCCCAACACGGUGCUGCCAGCCUAUGGCCAGCGGAACGGCAGCCUGCCCCGACCGUAUCGCCGACUAGCUCGCUAAACCCCGUCAGCCUGACCUCGCCAGUCUCGUUGCCCACUCGAUCCCCGCCCAGCGCAAUGGAGGCCAUCCAUCCUUCCUCGUCUGUCCCAGACCAAGGGGCGGGGCAGGUCCUGUGGCACGGCAGUCCGCCGGUCCGACACGCCAAGCUACACACGCGAGCGCUGCACCUGCUCAGGCGCGCCGGCCGGCCGCGCACCGCCACGUCGCACGACGCCACCCACGCCACGUCGCGCAAGGCCCUCACCGACGACGGGCCCAUGCUCCGCAUCGUCAGCAAGGACGGCGCGCCCACGCCCAAAUCCGGCGGCGGCAUCCUCCUGCCCGAGUCGCUCGAGCGGCCGUACUACUACCCAGCCCCAACGCGCAUGGACCUCGACCGCAACCGCCGUUCGGCAAAGAGCCGUUGA
Molecule: messenger RNA, 2826 nt
Organism: Pseudozyma flocculosa PF-1
Lineage: Eukaryota; Fungi; Basidiomycota; Ustilaginomycetes; Ustilaginales; Ustilaginaceae
Exons: 1
Coding region: 1-2826 (941 amino acids)
Source: RefSeq, a predicted model, not a curated record